AUGCCAGGAUCCUGCACUGCCUGCACGGGCGAAGUUGCCAUACCGCCAGUUGGAACUAGAGUCGCUUACACAUUGGUGAUGGACAACAAGACGGGCAGACCGAGAGCAGAAAGCGUCCGUCCCGAGGGCACGGGGAUGGCGACCCCCGCUCCAAACGCGGGUCUGGGCCUAGACUACGCUGGAACGAUCCAGCAGCGUGGAGAGAAGUACGGCUUCAUUCUGCAAGAUGACGGCCAGAAAAUGUUCGUGAUGCCCAUCUCUUGUGCAUCAUUCGGGUCUGUCAUACCGCCAGAAGGCACACGAGUCAGCUACCGCGUGGUCCUGGACAGCAAGACCGGCCGACCCAGAGCUGAAGACGUUUGCCCAGAGGGGACGGCAAUUGCUCGCAAAGACGUCCCAGGAGAAAAGGGUGCCAACGGCUGGAACAUGGGCAAAGGAGGCAACUCGAAGGGUUUCGCCGCGAGAUAUGCACCGUACUAG
Messenger RNA from Symbiodinium necroappetens, 480 nucleotides. The record is from the annotation of a GenBank genome assembly. NCBI's taxonomy places the organism in Eukaryota, Dinophyceae, Suessiales, Symbiodiniaceae.